This is a messenger RNA of Motacilla alba alba, 11240 nucleotides long. RefSeq names its product protein tyrosine phosphatase non-receptor type 12 (gene PTPN12). Bases 214 to 2580 code for a protein of 788 amino acids. The transcript has 18 exons. Gene Ontology annotation, molecular function: non-membrane spanning protein tyrosine phosphatase activity. Lineage: Eukaryota; Metazoa; Chordata; Aves; Passeriformes; Motacillidae. Gene Ontology annotation, cellular component: nucleus; cytoplasm. The record is from RefSeq and is a predicted model, not a curated record. Gene Ontology annotation, biological process: peptidyl-tyrosine dephosphorylation.
UGGAGCGGGCGGCCGGGCGGCCGUGAGCAGGGCGGGAGCGGAGCCGGAGCGGGGCCAGCAGGCCGCGGGAAGGCCCGGGCGGGGGAGCGGCGAGGCGAGGCAGGGAGGGGAAGGAAGGCAGCCGGGUGACGGGUCGUGCGGCGGAGGGGGCUCCGGGCGGAGAGCGGGCGGGCGGCCGGGGCUCCCGCUCCGCAGGGCGGCCGGCGGGGCAGGAUGAGCCAGGAGGAGAUCCUGAGGAAAUUCAUUAAGCGAGUCCAGGCCAUGAAGGACACGGACCACAAUGGGGAGGACAACUUCGCCAGCGACUUCAUGAGGUUAAGAAGAUUAUCAACAAAAUACAGAACAGAGAAGAUCUACCCAACAGCCACUGGAGAAAAAGAAGAGAAUGUUAAAAAGAAUAGAUACAAGGAUAUAUUGCCAUUUGAUCACAGCAGAGUUAAACUGACCUUAAAAACUCCUCCACAAGAUUCAGAUUACAUCAAUGCAAACUUCAUUAAGGGAGUACAUGGGCCAAAAGCAUAUGUUGCUACCCAGGGUCCCUUAGCCAAUACAGUCAUAGACUUCUGGAGGAUGAUAUGGGAGUACAACGUUGCUAUAAUUGUAAUGGCCUGUCGAGAAUUUGAAAUGGGAAGGAAAAAAUGUGAGCGUUACUGGCCUCUGUAUGGAGAAGCAGCUGUAACUUUUGGACCAUUUCGUGUUUCUUGUGAAGCUGAGCAAGCAAGAACAGAUUAUUUCAUUAGAACAUUAUUACUUGAAUUUCAAAAUGAGACUCGUAGUGUCUAUCAAUUUCAUUAUGUUAACUGGCCUGACCACGAUGUCCCUUCGUCUUUUGAUUCUAUUCUGGACAUGAUCAGCUUGAUGAGAGAAUACCAGGAACAUGAAGAUGUUCCUAUUUGCAUACACUGCAGUGCAGGGUGUGGAAGAACAGGAGCCAUCUGUGCUAUAGAUUAUACAUGGAAUUUGCUUAAAGCUGGGAAAAUACCUGAAGAAUUCAAUGUAUUUAAUUUAAUACAGGAAAUGAGGACGCAGAGGCAUUCUGCAGUGCAAACAAAGGAGCAGUAUGAACUUGUCCAUCGAGCCAUAGCACAACUGUUUGAAAAGCAACUGCAGAAAUAUGAAAGUUGUGCAGACUGGAAGAUUGCAGAUGGAGUGGAUGAAAAUAAUACAGAAAAUGCUGUCAGUUCUUCAGAUGCUGAGAAACAGGAUUCUCCUCCACCAAAGCCUCCACGGACCCGCAGUUGCCUUGUAGAAGGAGAUGCUAAAGAAGAAAUCUUGCAGCCUCCAGAACCUCAGCCAGUACCACCAAUCCUAACACCAUCUCCCCCAUCAGCUUAUCCAACAGUCACUACGGUGUGGCAGGACAAUGACAGAUACCAUCCAAAGCCAGUUUUGCACAUGGUUUCAUCAGAGCAUUCAACAGACCUCAACGAGAAUUACAAUAAGUCCACAGAACAUUCAGGGAAGAACGAACCCAGCGAACAGACAGAGAAGAGGCUGGAGCGCAACUUAAGUUUUGAGAUCAAGAAGGUUCCUCUUCAGGAGGGACCACGAAGCUUUGAUGGGAACUCCCUGUUGAACAGGGGACAUGCAAUUAAAAUUAAGCCUGUGUCAUCCUCUGUAAUUGAUAAGAGCUUUAAGCCACAGGAACAGAUUUCAGGGGAUUCAUUUGUAGACACUUCUCAAAACUCAUGUAUGGAAUACAGCGUGCCACAGUCUAACACAGCCUUAAUACCUUCACCAGAAAGUCUGCAGAGUCAGCAGGUGUCUGAUACCCCAGCCAGACCAGAUCGUCUGCCUCUGACAGAAAAGGGACAUGCCACGUGGUCGCUACAAGGGCCUGAAAAUGCGCUGCGAACGUCGGUGUCUGAAGAGCUGUCUUCAGAUACUUUGUGUCACAGUGUUAAAACUCUCUCUCUAGUAUCAAACAGCCCGGCUGAACAUCCUUCCAGUGAUACUGUUGAUCAUACUCCUCUUUCUGUUCGAGCACCCCUCUGUUUCACUAAUCCUCUCCAUGCGGAUGAUUCUGACACAGAUGAGGUGGACUUUGACAGAGCCAUGAGCAAAAGCGCGUCCAAUGUGUCAACCGCAAGUGCCACAGUCUCUGCUGCCACUAAUACUGAAAACAUUUCUGCCAGAAAAGUAUUGCCAAUGUCUAUUGCUAGGCAAGACUUAUCAGCUGUAACAUGUUCUGAAGAUGGCAAAGAUGCUGAUGCUAGUGAAGAUUCCUCUCCCCCGCUCCCAGAAAGAACACCAGAGUCCUUUGUAUUAGCAAGUGAACAGAGCACGCCCUUGCCGAAGCCAGCUGUGAUUGCACAGUCGGAGUGGAGCGCGCCGCGGGAUCAGCACCUGCCUGAGCAAACAGCCUCCCCAGGUUUGAAAACAACUUCACCUAUACUACCUGAUCGUCCUGAACGAAGCAACAAAACACCAACUGACAUUUUACCUCAGAUUUCUUUCUCUGGUUCCACUGACACGAGAGGUCAAAUUUCAGAAUUUCCUGCAGAAGUAACAGAUAUUGGUUUUGGUAACCGCUGUGCAAAGCCCAGGGGACCGAGAGAGCCACCCUCAGAAUGGACAUGAUCCAAGAACCAAUGGACACACUAUCAAUAAAUUAUACUGGAAAACUCAAGUGCCACUGAGAACUAGAGAAAUAGUGUUCCACUUUCCUGGGGGGCGACUAACACAGAGCAGUGUAGAUCUAACUAUCAAUGGUACAUUCUUGCAGCGCAUCCCACACAAAGCCUGACGCAUGGCUCACAACAGUGGAUUCCAGUAUUACAACCUUUUGCUGGGGCCAUCUACCUGCCUUACUACACUUAGGAGAAAGUAUUACAUAUGAUUUAUUUUGUAACUUCAAGUAUUAUUGCCUUAAUGUCUUUUAACCCUGUUACACGCUGCUUGUAGACAUAUGUUAAUAUAGUAAUACUUUUGACAGAUUGUGUUUAUGGACUACUUUUUGCUAACAUUUGAUUACCAUGUAUGCAUUAUUUUGUAUAUGUACAGGGCAAGUAAGUAUAUAAUUUGAUAAAGUUGCAAUCAUAAAAUAUUAACAGAAGAUGUAAGAAAUCUCUGCAUGAUCUAAAUUUUUGUGUACCUUAUUUGUAAGUUAUUUGCCCUGAAGUUUUAGAAAAUAGUUUCUGGGGUUUUUUACAAAAAAUUGCUGGACACACACAGCCAGAAUUGCAGGUUAGCAGAGAUAAAGAUUGUAAUGCAUUUUGUAAAUUGUAAGCAAGAGGUUAUUUUUAUAUUAUAUACUGUUUAAUUGUCAGACCCGAUUUGUUCUGGUUUUCAUCUGGUCAUGGAGAUUCAGUAAGUGCCUUGGAACAGUAUUGAAUUCUCUUAGCCUGUGUAUGUUUCCUCAGUGUUUUGAGUUCAUCUGGAAUUAGAUUAUCAAAAAGAUUUGUAUGUUUCUUAGUAUAUUUGACCUGCCAGUAAAAGAGAAACCAUUUUACAUAAUCAACACUCCUUAGUUUUCAUUUUAAUGUUUCAUCAGUUGCAAUCUUUAGAAAGUUCAUCUCUAUCACCUUUCUGUGUAGUAGGAUUUUACGGAUUUAAUACGGCGUGUUUCUAAUUUGAGAAAACCAGAACACACUGGUAAAAGGACUGUUCAAUACCACUGUCUUCUCUUACAGAUGGGGAAUACAAUUUAUGUUGUUCAGCGACUGUGUAUGUAAGAAAGCAACUUAUAUGAAGGUUCACCUGGAGCCCUUGCAGCUACACUGUAUCUUGGCAAUAUAUUAUGUCAAGAGUUAAUCCUUAUAAGGAUUCCUUACUUAAACUUUUCUGUAAUACAAUCUUUAAAUUAAAGAAAGUAAAAAUCUCACUCUGGGUGUUUUUACUCUUAGGAAAGAAAAUUGUGUCCAAAAGCCAAGUGUAACACAGUGAAGGAUGGCAGUCUGGCUUGGCUUACACAUCUCAUACUUGAACAGAACACUGACACUCAGAACCUUAUUUUUAGUAACUACUUUAAAAGUUCUGGCUAGCAAGAAUGCCAGAGAAGCAAAGAAGAAUGUUUUAAAGAAAUGUUCAUUUUAGGUAGUGAAACUAUAUUAAUCUGAACUUGAUCUGGGAACAUUGUCUGAUCUGCUGCUUGUACCUUUAGUGUCUCUGCUAAAAGAGAGCAAAUGCCCCGAUAGCAGCUCUGUUGUAACCUCCUGGAGGGAUGGAGCUUGCAAUUACUGUCUCUGACUCUGGAUUUAAUCACCAUGCGCUUUGUACAUGUGACAGACUGCCAAGCUGGGGAGCUCUUUCAAAGAACUGUGUGCACUAUAAAUACUUCUCAUGGAUGUAGUUUUGCAGUUAUUAAUUUAAAAAUAAGUAAUUCAAUGAUAUGUGCCAUCUGGGAUAAUCUAUAUCAACUAUAUUCCUGACUUGUAAACAGUUCAGACAGCUGGAAUGUUCUGCAAUUGGCAGAAUAGGGCUGGCCUGAACUUUGUCUUCCUUCCCUUGUGUUGCAGAUGAUUAGCUCAGACUCUCACUCUUACAGAGCUCCUGUGGAUUUGUAAGGCAAGAUGGACUGUCAGCACCCCUGGGCAGUCCAAAUCAUUGGAAUAUUUUGGGAAAAAAAGUUAAAUAAGGAAAUUUCCAAAUAUGUUUUGGAUUCACUUUUCAAGGAUCCCUUCCAUAUUUGUCCACCAAUAAAACACAAAUCUGUGCAGGUAGUAGAUUUCCUGGUUUUCACAGAUGAAUUUUACUUAACAGCAAAGGCUGACCCAAAUCUGUGCGCUGCAUACAGGCCAUCUUGUUAUGAUUAAUAAUGUACAUCCAGGUUCAUCUUUUUAUCCCCCCUUUGUUUUGCACAGAUUUGGGUCAUAUUCCAGGCUGAGUUUGUCACAGAAAAAAAACUCAAAGAAAGGUUGCAGCCUUUCUUUGCUUUAGUGAUAAAAAACUGCAAUUGUCCAGUAUGGAUUUCUGUUUCUUUUGACAGAGCUGGUUCACAACUUGGUGUUCCCUGCUUUGGGUUUUACAUUUUCACCUAUUGUAUUUCAGAUAAACUGGCAGUUUUAAGAGCAAGGUGAAACCUGCCCAAUGUUUUUUAUCUUUGUGUAUCUGCUGUUGGGGGUGGUGCAGAGAUAACUGCCGCUCUGGAUGCUUCACACUCGGGAGUUUCACAUCACAACUUUGAAUUAUUAUCAUCUUAACAGCUUCAUCAAAAAAGACCUAGAUCUUCACUAGUGGUUUGUUAGAAAUGGAGUCUAAAAGGGUUUAAGCAUUACAUUGGCUUGGAAAUUAUCACUGAAGCCAUUUUGUAUUUAUAUUGAAGUCAAUUCUGUUUAGUUCCAGUCUUAGGUUACUUUUUCUGAAAGCAGUCUGCUUUCAUCUCUGAAGUGCAGCUUUUCAGGCAUUGACUUGAUCACUGUAGCAAGGAAGCAGUAAUGCUACUCAACCCAGCUAUUUUUAUUAAGAACUGCUGCGUUGGCUUGUUUGUCCUUCAGUAUUUUUCUAAUAUACCAUUUAUUAUUUUUUUUCUAAAGAUAUUAAUGUUGAAUUAAAUCAUGCAGUGAAUGAUCACAUCAAAACAAUGAGUUCUCUAUGUAUUAGAAAUUUAAAUUCUGAAGACUCAGAAGAAAGCUGACCUCUACUACUGCCAUUACUUACCUCUAUUACUCAGCAUAUUUUAGGUUGUGCAUUGAUUUGACAGGUAACUUUCUAUUUUGGUAGUAACUAGAGCAUUACACCAGCAUUUUUAUUUCUUAUCUGCUAGGAAAACCUGCUGCAUUUACAUGUAAUUUUCCUUAAAAUAAGUUUCUAACUUGGGAACUGGGCAGAACAAUGAAAAUCUCGAAGAAUUACCUCUGGGUUUUUUGUAUAUUGGAAUUUUGGAUUGGGUUUCUUUGGAGAUAAAUCUCUGAAAGAAUGAGUGAGAUCAGGUGCAAUGCAGUGACUGGGCAGUGUGAUAACCCUGUGCUGCUGGAGCAGUUGCUUGUAGCUGCAGGUCAGACUGUUGGGAAGCACCCAGAUACAAAGCUCUUGCCUGCAGCAUAAACCUGACAUGCUGCAGCCAGAGAAAGGGAACCUAGCAAGAGAGGGCUGGACUGGGGAAAGACUAGCAAUGAAUAUUACCUUCACAAGGGGAUUUUGAGGAGGAGCAAGGAGUUAAGGACUUCAGACAAUGGAACUGAAAAACCAGAUAAAAUAGCACAGGUAAGGCUUUGAGAAUUUUCUCAAGGCCUGAGGGAAGAGUAACAGCUCUGCAGUAUAAACAAACAAAUCACAAUUCCUACAGCCCAUUGCCAAAGAAGGGCCUUUUUCACAAUCUCAAAAUGCUCUUCAGCGCUUGAGAAGCUGAAACAGCUUCUAAAGGAGGUUGUCCUGUGUGGGCCACAGAGCCAGAGCUAAAUCCAUGGCACACAUGAACCUAGGACUGAGCAUCGCUGGGGCCAGCCAGCACAACGCACCAACUGCUCUGGAGCCCUCGGAGUAUCUAAAGCCUUUAAAACAGGAAGGCUGUGAAGUGGUUAGUAACAGGCUUAGCAACAUCCAGUAAUAGCCAGGCUCUCAGAUGUGCCUUUUCCAAACCAUUUCCAUGCAUGUACUUAGUCAAAGCACAGGUUUGUCAAGUGUUGGGUCAAACAGAACAAGAAAAUAACUGUUUUCUUGGCUGCACUACUGUCGUAUCCUCAAGAUUCGUACCAAAUGCUUCACUUCAUUACUUCUAAGACCACAUAACAAAAGCUUAGUAUUUUGCACCCUUAAAGCAGUGAGUAACUAAGAUGUUGUUUGCUGUUUUGAUCUAUUGAGUUGUAGUUGCUGUAACCAUCGAUUUCUUUAAAAACUUGACUCUUGCUUCUGAAAUUGUAUUUUGUCUGCAUCAAGCACUGUGGUGAAGCCAAGGUAAGAAGUCAGUUUUGCAUUUUGGCUUAAAUCCUGCAAAGUUACCUACCCUGUGCAUGUAAACAGCUGCAGUGAGCUCAAUGCAGGUAUUCAUCCAUGGGCGUUGCAUGUUCGUGUUUGCAGUUCUGGGGCACUCUUAAGGACAGGGCCUCAGGCACUGUGACUGAGCUCCACAGAUUUCAGCUGGUGAGGUGGAAGUUGUCUUUCACAUCUAUAAUUCCUACUUUGAUCCACAGAGUUAUAGUUCGUAAUAUAAAAGAUCACAGACAGGUAAAAAAAUUGAUCUUUUGGGUAGGUAGUGCCACAAUCUCGCAGAGAGCUUGACUGUCAAGUCAAAAGAAGAGCCAGACUUGGAUCAAAGAUGAUUCCAUUUUUCAAACAUGGAGUAUCAAAGACUGCUGAGCUUUUCUGCUUGCUCAACUCCACUCUUCACCAGAGGACACCUGGUGUGUGGUUCCAUCCCAGUAUAUAUUCCACCUGCUGCAUCUCUGCCCUAAUGUUAAAUGGACCAAGAAACCCCAUCAUAAUCAGAAUGUUUUCAAGUCUUUUGCUACAUUUGUUCAAAUUUUUAUUUGCUUUCUUGCUACUUUCACGUUAAAUGGUAUAUUCAUUGUGAGCCUGGAGAAGCAGGCAGGAAGAAGACACAAAUCUUGUGAAGAAACAUGCCAGCUCUGGUAUCCAUUGGUUGUAGCUGUUCUUUUAUUUGCUGCAUCUCCAAAAUGUAUAUGCUUUAUGGUGAAUAUUUAACUUCGUAAUGUCAAUUGCACAUUUUAUCAGCCCUGCCCAGUGCACUUCUCAUCUUGGGGUUUCAGUCUUGCCUGCACUGAACACUAUUUUGCUGUAAGGGAAGGGAGGUUGGGCCUGGUACAUUCUAAUUUCACGUGUUACUAUGGUAUCUGGACACAGCUGAACCCACCAGUGAAAAGCUGGCAGUUUUGUUAAAAAAUAGUAAUGUAGCUUCUGAUCUGUUUCAUUAGAGACAAUCAGAAGCUAAAAUAGCCAUCCCUGUGAAGUCCAGUAGGGAAUCUAGGGUUACCUUUCCCAUUGAUGUGAAUGGCCCGUACCAUCAGGCUUUUCUGAAAAAGCACUUGCGCACUGGAUUUUAUAAAAGUUAAUUAAAAAAUUACUCCUAACUCACGUCAUGAAAUUCAUGGGGAAUAAUGUGUGAGCACUUCAGAAGUGAAGCAAGUUGCCUGGAUCAAGUGAUCCAAAGAAUGGUCUCUGUUUGGUGUGUGGUAAAAAGUGAAUCUGGCAGAGUUGGGAAGAACAAGGAGCACAUAGUGCCAGAGGAGAGGAGGUGGGAAGAGCUGAAUUGUACCAAGUACAAGGGGAAACUGUCUUUGCUUGUGGGUAAUAAAAGGCUGAUGUGAACUUGUUAAGCAGGUUCCUGGUUUUGUAAGCUCCUCGGAAGGGCAGAGAGGUGUGGUUGGGUAACAGGAAUGCAGCACCAGGAAGACGCUUCUUUAAAGAAAUUGUUGUGUUUGAGUUUCUACUCAAAUCUGCAAUUGAGUAUGAUCCUCUUGCAUUUGGACUGAUCAGGCCCAGACAAAGAUUACUCCAAGGUGGGAGAAAAAGGAGGAUAAUAACCUAAUAAGGAUAAACUGACCCUUGAAACAUCCUGGAGUGGGUGGGAAACAUAGAGAUGUGAAGAAUGUUUAAUUCAGAAAGCAAUCUCUUGUCAGGGAUUUUGAGACCUCAAAGUGCUACCUAACAAGGGCACUUUGUGAUACCAUUGCCAUGCAAUGAAUACAUCUUUGUCUGCCUGUUGACAUGUAAAUCGCUGGUAACAAGGAAGCAAUGCAAGUAAUUAUUUUCAUAAUAUAAAUCAACUUUUAUUAUACAUUAGGACUCGUGAGACACCUAACAGCUCUGAAAAGCGUUGCUGAGCAGCUCUUUCCCCUUCUGUGUCAUCAGACAGCAAAUUCAUACCAGUUCAUUGAUGCUGGAAAUAACACUCAAGUGUUUUUUUUCCCCUUAAAUCUACACUUUUUGGAAAUAAAUUUUCAGACCCUACAAAUUAUUUCUACAGAUAAAUUAGUUCUUUACAGUUUGGAUACUGGAUGGUGGUCAAAGUUGUCCUGAAUUUAUUUCUCAGCCACUACCUUUGACAUGUUUCAUUUAGAAGAAGGGAACUCAUUUGGGCAGCUAUUCCCCAACAGGGAGGGUGGUCUCAGACUCCCUGAUUCAUAGGAAAGGGGGUGUCUAGUCUUACAAUUAAAAAAAAUUAAAUACAUCAGGGCUCCUUUGGAGCUCAGGCAGCUGCCAGCCGCCUCUGGGUGCUAAGCUGGAAUGGCUACAUGAGCCAAAAGGACUCUCUUAGAGAUCUCCAUGAUAGUCCAUGAGACUGAGCUCAGCCCUGUCCGAAGGAGGGCUUUGGCUCCAAGAGACACAGCUCUGCUCUUGGGCCUGUCUGCAGUCCCCAGAUCGCAGGGAGGUGUUUUGGGAGGCAGCAGCCUUUGUCACUAAACCAAAUGCUUUGUGUUUCAGCCGUUCAGGGCUCCUCGCCUCACCGCUUCUGGAACGCAUGAUGUGCUCUAGGGACUCUCCAUAACUGAAAAAAUGGAUAGGUGCUCUUACAGACCACAUCACUUGCCUAUCUAAUUUAUGUUUUAAACCAUGAGACACACCCUCACUUUGCUGGAGAGCACAGUAUAUGUAACAGUAAGGCCCAGAAAGAGGGCACCUCACUGCUUGUAAAUUUGCUGCACACUUCAGUUACACAACUCAGAAGGCUGGCUGGAGUUUUUAUCAGAAUUUUUACCCUAAUCAUGUUUUGUAGAUAUAUCAAGCAAGCACUUUUCAGGGUCUCUUCUUUCAGUGAUUAAGAAGGUGUGAAGACUUUUUCCAUCUGCUUCUUCCUUUCCCUUCCCAUUAACUCUGAGCAUCAGAAGGAACCAGCAUGAGGGAGCUGACUUGGAGCAGCCUCUGGGCCAGAGUCUGUGGUCAGAUGACAGAUCUGUCCUGCACACUUGCUGGAAGUGGGGCUAUCCAUCACGUAGGCUCAGCAUUCCUGCCUCUAAGCCAGGGCAAGACUGUACAAGUAACAAGGUACAACUGUGAUUUCACAUGAACAGGCUGGGAGGAGCCUGCUCAUCUCGCAUUUCAAGACUGUGAUCUGAGGCUGAUAGUGAUGUGUUCGAUUUACACUGAAGUUAUUCCGUCUAUCCUGAGGGAAUCCCAAAGUCCCUAAUUGCCAUCCAGUACAUAUAUUUAAACAUUUUUGGGUGACUUUAUAUAUGAGAUGCUUUCCUAAUGCCAUGGUCUGGAAAUUUCAGGUGCAAUUAUCUUCCAGUUGCAUUGGUACAUCCAAGAAAAUCUGAGGAGAUUAUGGGAAAUGCAUUUUUACUUUCAACAGUUUGUCUUAAACUGUUUCCCAGAAUCACUGUGGCCACUGAUCUGAAGAGCUGCUGCCUCCACUGUGGAGUGAAAUUUGUGCAUAGACAGAAAGCUCUUUAUUGUGGAUUUUUCCAUUAAGAUGUUGUUUAUGUGAGCAAGAAGUUGAGGUGAGCACUGAAAGAUUAGCUGCUACAUAUAACUAGCUGUUUAUUUGCUUUUUAUAUAUACACUUACAAAUAUAAACUGCUACUUUGCAAAUAAGUGUCUGUUCCUAAGACAUAAGACCUGAAUGUCCUAGAACUAAAUGUACUCCAAAUCAAGGCCAGGUUGGAUGGGACUCUGAUCCACCUGGUCUAGUGAGAAGUGUCCCUGCCCACGGCAGAGGGGGUUGGAAUGAGAUGAUCUUUAAGGUCUUUUCCAACCCAACCACUCCAUGACCAUUCUUUGAUCUGUUUAUCAUUCCACAAGCCUUUAGGGAUAGGGAAAAAAAAAGCCAUCAGGAAAUCCAUACGGAUUUCAGUUCAUUGACUUGAACUCUUUGACAACAAUAAGAGGUAUGCAUACCUCAUAGAACUGCUUGUUAAGGAAUAAUAAUGGAGGUUAACAUCUCCUCCAUAUGUAAGGAACUACAGUUUUGCUUGGCUUGCAUCCUCUUGCUUUCAUACUGAUUUUAGGAAUUAUGUAUCUUUUGCAUUGAAAAAUGCUAAAGAUCUUUCAAAUAGUGAAGAAGCUAUGAAGACAAGAGCUAAGCAAAUUACCUUUUCAACUGCAGCAGAGGUCAUUUAAAAUUGUGGAUAUCAACACCUUCCAGUUCGCUCCAUUGUUGUGAUUGUUACUACACUUCAAUAAAGAAAUAUUGGAGUCGAGGUUUCACAUUUUAAACACAAGUGAGAAAACCAGUUCUAAAGACUAAAGAGCUGUUACAGCAGUAGUCUGUAGCUGUUUGAAAAAACAUUAAACAAGAAACAAGUACUGUAGGUCCUCCCUGAAGUGUAAACUCCUUUUUUGUGGUUUUUACGGAUUCUGUAAAAUGUUGGCAGAUGAACAGUGUAAUAAAAACCAUGAGUGUC